Egretta garzetta (little egret) is the source of this 855-nucleotide messenger RNA. Its product is annotated as transmembrane protein 45B-like. Lineage: Eukaryota; Metazoa; Chordata; Aves; Pelecaniformes; Ardeidae. The record is from RefSeq and is a predicted model, not a curated record.
CAAGUGAGCCUGAUGCCAACGAGUUUCCUCGGCAGCGCCCUCCGGGGCACCUUCUUCGUCAUUUUUGGUCUCUGGUGGUCUGUGCGAUACCCCCUGAAGUAUCUCCGGCGGAAAGCCAAUGCCGAGAGCCAGCCAAGCUAUGGGGUCCAGCGCGUGGAAGUCUUCGAAGGGGCAGUCAAAGCUUUCUUUGCUCUAGCAGGGAUAUUGGUCGAGCAGUUUAUUCCUUUUUUCAGCCCCAAGAUGCACAGCUGGACAGACCUCCCCCACUGGCACUACACCACCAUGUACCUCUUCUUCCUCCUCUCCGGCAUCGUGGAUGUCGUCUCGCACUCCCCGCUCAAGCUGCCGCUUGGCUUAGAUCGGCUCUCGCUGUCCAUGGCUCUGUUCAUCGAAGGUUUGCUCUUCUGUUUCCGUGACUAUGGCGAGGCUGGGCUGGACCACCACCUCCAUUCCCUGCUGGCCGUGGCUAUCUUUGCUGGAGCCCUCUGUGCCCUCCUAGAGGUGUUCCUCCGAGACCACAUCAUCCUGGAGACUUUCAGGACCAGCUCCUUCCUUCUGCAGGGCUCUUGGCUUUGGCAGAUUGGGUUUGUGCUGUCCCCUCCGUGGGGAGGACCGGGCUGGGACCAGACCGACAGCAGCAACUUCACGUUCCUCACCAUGUGCUUCUGCUGGCACUACGCCGGUGCUCUCGCCGUCCUGGCAGCAAACUCCGCUGCAUCUCGCUGCUGCAACGAGUCCUGCCAGCUGAAAUUCAGGGACAUCGACGUGGAGCUGGACUGCGGCAUGUGCAUCCGCAAAGGCAACAAGAGCUCCAGCGGCGCCCUGCUGCCGGAGAGCACCACGGACGACAAAUGA